Messenger RNA from Patiria miniata (bat star), 6654 nucleotides. RefSeq names its product E3 ubiquitin-protein ligase SHPRH-like (gene shprh). The transcript is spliced from 27 exons. NCBI's taxonomy places the organism in Eukaryota, Metazoa, Echinodermata, Asteroidea, Valvatida, Asterinidae. The coding region runs from base 211 to 5838 and encodes 1875 amino acids. The record is from RefSeq and is a predicted model, not a curated record. Gene Ontology annotation, molecular function: ubiquitin protein ligase activity; ATP-dependent chromatin remodeler activity; ATP binding. Gene Ontology annotation, biological process: protein polyubiquitination; DNA damage response. Gene Ontology annotation, cellular component: nucleus.
CAUUCUCUACAAUGCACGAAGCAGAUUGCCAUUUGUUUCGCGCAAGUUUUGAUGGAGUGACGUCUCGCAUGUCUCGUGCUUCUGCAAGAGUGCCUCUGAAAAACUCCUAAAGAUCAAGUAGUGAGCACACCAUUUUGUAGCACAAGCUUUGCUCCAUCCACAGACUUCAAUUUCAGACUUCAGUUAAAUUUGAUUUAACAGUCCACCACAAUGUCGAAGAGAAAGAAUAAAGCCCCAGUCCAGCUGAACCAAUCCAAACGCUCGCUGCUGACAUGGAAUAUGAAUGAGGGUAACCAGCUGGAAGCGUCUACCAGCUACAGUGCCAUUCAAACUCCAUUAGACAGAUCUGAGACGUUUGACACCACAUGUGGUCCAUCGUCCGCUGCCGUGCAAGGAAAUCUAAAAAAAUUGGGACAUGGAUUCUCAGAGUCGGAGAGUGUUGCUGAGCAAAUUGAUGCCAGUUCCAAGAUACAGGCUCCGCCCCACCACAUCACAAUAUCAGUGUACGAGACCAUCUGGGAGGAAGCCAACUACAGCAUAACCGUCCACGAACAGCGCCCUCAAGACAAUGUCGCCUGCCAGCUUGGCCUGAUCACGCUCGCCCUCUCGCCUCACGGACUGUCCAAGUCUUCGGAGCUGACGAGCCUGGAAUUGACGGCAGGGGAUCUGGACUGUAGAGAACGCGAUGUCGUAACCCACGACACUCUCCCUAAGCAAAUUCCUAGGGGGCGCUGUUCACUGUUUAUCAGCCCAACAAGGCCGCACCAUCUUGUGUUCGACUACGCACCGGAUAACGUGGAGAAUGCUCCAAAUGGCUUAUCGUCAAGAGUUUACUUGUGCCUUGAAGCGGCAAUCGUACACAAGCCACCAGAUAAUUUCUUGGACAGUUUGGAAAAACUCAUCCACCAUCAUAAGUCCAAGGUAAAACUGAUCCGUCAUGCCUACAAUGCUGUGACUGGCCAGUUAUCCCUGGCCAUCUGUCUCCUGCAGCCAGCGCUGACGGUGCCAAAGUUUGCCUCAGAGCCAGCCAGGCGGCAAGACUAUGCGCACCACAUGCAGAGCUUGAUGCACUGGUUACACGGGUACCAAGCACCAGCUCCGCGUGAGGCCGUGACGUCCAAGCGCCACGACUUCAACCAGCUCUUUGACGCCGUUCGCCGCCGCCACUCACAGAACGGCGACCACGCCAUCGUCACGACAAUCCAACUGCAGCAUCCUUGCCUGGUUCCCACCCUGAGGGAGUACCAGCGGCAGGCGGUCAGCUGGAUGCUGCGCAAGGAACGGUUUGGGGAGACGGAGGGGGAGGAGCCAGCUGAAGAUAGUGGGCGGUUGCACUGCAUGUGGUCAGAGCUGAAGCUUGCUGAACAGACUCUAUAUUACAACUGCCACAGCGGCCAGUUCACCAGGCAGCGAUUCAUUCAGCCGCUCCCUUUUCCCGGUGGCAUCCUUGCCGAUGAGAUGGGCUUGGGUAAGACGGUAGAGGUCCUGGCCUGCAUCCUCUCCCACCCUAGGUAUCCGGCCCAGCCCACCAUGAAUCAGACGGACAAAGCGAGCAAGGAAGCCGAGGGUGGUUCAGAUCCAACCAGUGGGAUCAUGGGUACAGGUGAUGAUAAUACUGAGUGCCCAAGAGAGAAAGUAACUGAGACAGGAAUUUCUGACAUAGGGUGUUUGCUGCCAGAGUCAGCUGCUCAGGAAGAAGCACAGGACGUUGUCUCUAAGGGCAAAGAGCUGGGGACUGAUACAAAAGUCAAAGCCACAAAUCCUGGUGUUGGUGAAGUUCCAGAACCGAUGGAUCAAACUGAAAGAGGAACCUCCGUGGAAGCGGAGGGUGCCAAAUUGGAAAUUCCUCAUUCAACUGAUGAGGAUAACAUAGGUGCUGAGGGGAAUAGGCAAAUAAGCGGUUCUGAGAUUGUAGAGCAAGAAACUGAUGCAAAAUCUGAUGCCAAGAUUCCACGUGUAAUUCCAGAACUGAUGGAACAGUCUGUUGAAGAACCUUCCCACAAAGCAAAGGGUACCAAAUUGGAAAUUCCUAAGCCAACUGAUUUUGGUAGAGAUGAUGUUCAACCUGACUUAUCGAAGAUCUCUCAAGAUAGCAGUGCUGUUGAGGUGAUGGGUGUCAGUCUGGGAACAGAUUCAGACAGAGCUGCGUCUGUAUUGAGCUUUGAAAUCACCAAGACUCAAAGUAGUACUUACCAAAUGCAAGCAUUUGCUACCAAAUCAGUGGAUACAAACACUCCCCAUUUACUAUCAGAUACCCAAACCGAGCCAAAGCCUGAACACACUGCCGACCUCAUCAAAGCAGAGCCUGUCAGUUUGUCCACAUCUUUAGAUGACAAUCCUUCUGGUAGCCAGCAGCUGAUUCCCCCAGAGAGGUGGUUUGAAUCAAAAAUUCCACAAACAGCAGAAAUUGAACUCCUAGCCCAGGAAACAAAACAACACUCUAAUGAAAAUGAGAGUGGAUCACAUAGUCCCCCUGUAGUGAAAGAAGAAGGUCGGGCAGUACUUGUCAGGGAUGCAGAAAGAACAGUCGAUCCUGAUAGUUCUGCUCCCAGUGAACCUUCUGGAACAUCACCCCCUUCGGAACUGCCAACCACAGAAGCAACUUCCGAACCAGAAACUAACACCCAACCUACUCAGGACACCAACAAACCUGCAAAGAAACCCAAAAAGAAGCAGGCCGCUAAACAACCCUUGCCCAACCCGUACCUGAGACCCAAAAGCAGGGAGCGACCCAAGUUCCGCUUCGAAUGCAUCUGCGGAGUGGUUGAGGAGGAGCUGGACCCGGAAUGGAGCAUCCAGUGCCAGAUAUGCGACGGAUGGCAGCACUGCCGAUGUGUGAAUUACAGCAAGCUGGCCCUAGUAGAUGACCGGUACCUCUGCCCUAUGUGUUGCAUUGAGCAGCCUACAGUACCAUCCGGAGCUACACUGAUUAUAUCCCCCUCCACCAUCUGCCAUCAGUGGAUUGAUGAGAUCAACAGGCACAUACAGACACAGACCCUGAACAUACUGGUGUAUCAAGGCGUGAAGAAGCAUGGUUUCCUACAGCCACAGAUGCUUGCUGAACACGACAUUGUCAUCACGACUUACGACACGCUGAGGACCGAACUCAACUAUGUGGAUCUACCCCACACAAAUAGUGACAAUGGACGACGGUUGCGACAUGCUAAACGUUACAUGGCCGUCCCAAGCCCCUUGCCUGCUGUGGAGUGGUGGCGGGUCUGCCUUGACGAAGCCCAAAUGGUGGAGUGCCCGACAGCGAAGGUUGCUGAGAUGGCGCUGCGUCUGACUGCUGUGAACCGGUGGUGCGUCACCGGUACUCCUAUUCAGAGAGACCUGGACAACCUGUAUGGGUUGUUCCUUUUCCUGGGCGUGGAGCCCUACUGGGUCAAAAGCUGGUGGGACAACAUCCUGUACAAACCAUAUCUCCAUGGCAACCAGGAACCAAUGGAGAAGGCUCUGGCUGAGGUGCUUUGGCGCAGUGCCAAGAAAGACGUCAUUCAUCAGAUCAACAUCCCGGCCCAGACAGAGCAGACCCACUGGCUCCAGUUCUCGCCCAUCGAGACGCACUUCUACAAACGCAAGCAGGAGCAUUGCUCCAAGGACCUCCUGCAGGCGGCCGCUCGACUCAAGAUAGACGUCAGCACCCGUCUCGGCUCCCUGGCUCGCGCUACUGUCCACAGGUUGAUGAACCCUUUGCUGAGGCUCCGUCAGGCCUGCUGUCACCCCCAGGCCGUCCGUGGUGAGUUCAUCAGCAUGCAACGCACCACACUGACCAUGGCCGAGCUGCUCACUUCCCUGACCCUCAAGGCCAAGACGGAGUCGGAGGAGGCCCAUCGGCAGCUGGUGUGUAGCCUGAACGGCUUGGGUGCGGUCUGCAUCAUCAAGGGCCAGACCCUUGAUGCGAUAGAGCACUACCGGGACAUUCUGCGGUCAGUGGAGGAGCACAAGGAUCGUCUGAAGACGGACUCCUUGCAGCGGCUGCACACCAUGCACAACCUGCAUCAGCUGCUUAAACUCAAACCAGAGGGUCUGGUUCCGACCCUCAGAGACGGGGAACUAGAGCAGCAGGUGCAAGAAAUCCGAGAUGCCUAUCUUGCCAAGGCAGAGGCAGCGCUACAGUCAAGCUUUGACAGUCUGCUUCCUCUUCAAGAAAAGAUCCAAGAACUCAAAGACGAGUUGCCUGUACAAAACCCAUGGUGGAUUGAAGGUCUGCAGUACUUGCGCUACGUCGGCGUCGAAGAAGAAUUUGUAGACAGAGUCAAAGACAUGCUGAUGUCCACCACACGCAUGGACAGCUUGAGCGUGGCCAAUCAUUUUUCAACACUCCACGGCCUGCAAAUGGUCCUAGUAACCAAACUCGACGAUCUCAACAAUGCCUACAAGCGUCUGCAGGCAGGCAUGGAUCAACUCAACGUGGACGUGACCCAGGAACUGGUUGCCGAGGCAACCGACUGCCACUUGCGACCAUUUGGCGGGAAGCCCAAAAACAGAUGUCCUUUUUGCAGGGUUCACACCCUGUUUACUGACUACGAGACCUGCUUGUUCUCUAUCAAACAAAGGGAUCUCCUCUCCGAGACGGACCCAGAUGAUGAAGCUGAGACUGCCGGCCCCAGGCUCCAGGGUUCCUGGGCGGCCAGCGAGACGGAGAGAAUCCUGAGGGCUCUCCUGGCAUCCCUGAGGCAGCAGGGAGGAGACGAGGAGAUGCUGGAGGAGGGCGGGGCACACCUGGAGAUGAUGGAGACGCAGAAGAAAGAGUUUAAGAGCCUACGGGUCACUUGGACGAUGCUGUGCGAGCGUGUAGCAGCCUGGGAUGAGUUAAAGAUGGCUACCAUGCGUCUGCGUCUCCGAGAAGCCCACGAACCGGAGGAAGUCUUAGCACAGGCCAACGUCAUUGAGCCUGGACAGUUGGAUCAUCAGAGACUCAAACUUCUCAACGACCGGGCCCUGGCGCAGUCGGAGCUAAAGAAGAAACUAGGUCAGCUGGUGUAUCUGAAGAGCUUAGAUCUGCCGGACGGCAACAACCCCGAACCUUGUCCUAUAUGCGUGAAGGAGCUAGGCAAACAGUGGAGUGUCCUGCCCUGCGGCCACUCUUUCUGCAACAGCUGUAUGGACAUGAUGCGCGUCCACCGCGGGGGCCAUCGCAAGAACCUGCGGUGCGCCAUCUGUCGGGCCGUGACCUCCCUCCAAGAGAUCUCCUUCGUCAGCACGGAGCAGAAUAAUCAGCAACCGGGAUCCACCAUUUCCGUCAAGGGAGGCUAUUCGACUAAGGUAGAAGCCGUGGUUCAAACCCUCCUACAGCUCAGAGAGCAAGACACAAACGUCAAGGCCAUCGUAUUCUCAACGUGGGUGGACGUUUUGACCGUCAUUGCCAAGGCUCUGAAAGACAACAAGGUGGAAUUUCGCAGCAUCGGAUCCCAUGGUGAACGCCAUUUUAAGGCAAACCUGCUGGAUUUCAAGCAGGAAGACGGAGUCACGGCCCUCCUGCUACCUGUCCACAGCGGUAGCAAGGGACUCAACAUCAUCGAGGCUACUCACGUAUUACUCGUUGAGCCCAUACUCAACCCGGCCAGUGAGUUGCAGGCGGUGGGGAGGGUGCAUCGGAUCGGUCAGACUAGACCGACAUUUGUUCACCGUUUCCUGGUCAGAGAUACCAUUGAAGAGAGACUACAUGCCUUCCUGCAGGCUAACCACACCAGUGACAGCUUGAACAACUUGGAAGGAGAGACUGGCGCCCUCACCCUGCAGAAUCUCAAGCAGCUAUUCACUGAAGACUCUAGGGAACCAGACGGGGCAGCCUCUGAUGAUAGCUGGGACUUAACAGAUGAUGAAUAUGUAUGAGUGAAGGCCAGAAAAUGAAUAUGCAUGAUGUGAAAACCAAAAGUAUGAACAAAUAAAGGGCACGACUUAACUAUUUAUAGUUACAAAAAAUAUAUUAUCAUGAAACAUGACCCAACAUUUUUUUGAGGAACUUUUAAAACGUCACCUCUAGUUAUUGGUUAACAAAUAAUUAAUAUGGUUCAAAAAUUAUGUGAUUUUACUUUACAAUGGUGUAAAGUUGUUUAAUCAUGGUUGAAUGAAAUUUCAUGUUAUUCUUCAGAUAUAAAUUCACCAUUUGCCCCAGUUGCUAAAGAUAUACAGUACUAUUUUUUCAAAAGGUCAGUAUUUAUGGAAUAUUGUUUAGAGUUUUUUAAUUUUGCUUUCAUUUACAUUUGUCACUAAUCUAUGUGUUCUAGUUCAUUUUAGGUAUUUUAUUUUCAUAUCUAUUUCAGUUACAAUAAUUCAAUCAUUUUACUACUUUUUCUUUUACAGUUUUGAUGAACGAACUCUUUUGGGAAUUGUUUUCCUAACAUUUUAGGCAUGUUGUUAUAAAGUUUUCCUUGUUUUCUGUCAUGAACAGCCUCAUUUCAAUUUCAUUUUCAUUUUGUUAUUACUAAUACCGAGAAUAUGAUUUAUUUAUUCACAAGAAUAGAAAAUGAGACAGUUUUUAUAUUCUGUUCAGCUACACCACGAAGUCUGGCCCAGUGUAGUGCUCUUUAAAGGCAUAUAGGAUCAUUUGCGUUUAUCCAAAAAGUAACCGACCAAAUUAUUAUCAAAAACUAUUUUUAAUGAAAAGCAUAAUUAAAGAUCGUACUGGUACUAAACACCCUGUGAAAU